AUGCCUCCUUUCCAUGCCAAGAAAGGGCUUAGACAGGGUGAUCCCUUGUCUCCUUUCUUGUUUGUUCUUGCAAUGGAAUAUUUGACUAGAAUUCUCAAAGACCUGAUCCAUCAGCCACAGUUUCUAUUCCACCCCAGGUGUAAGAAGCUUCAAGUUAUACAACUAGGCUUUGCUGAUGACUUGCUACUAUUUUGCAAAGGAGAGCUGCAAUCAGUGCAACUAUUAUUUCAAAGUUUCCAGAGGUUCUCUAGUUCAUCUGGGCUGGUGGCAAACAUUGAUAAAAGCUCCAUUUAUUUUGGAGGGGAGUUUUGGUCCCAAGCUUUUGUAUUACCUAAAAUAAUGAUUGAAUUGGUUAAGUCUACAUGCAGAACCUUUUUGUGGACAGGAGAUGUAUCUGGGUCCAAUAAAACACUUAUAGCUUGGGAGAGAUUAUGCUUGCUUAGAGUAGCUGGAGGACUGAACAUUCUAGACAUAUAUACAUGGAAUCAGGCUGCUAUUAGAAAGAUGCUUUGGAACAUUUGCAGGAAAAAAGACACAUUAUGGGUAAAAUGGAUUCACACCUACUAUGUAAAAACUGGAGAAAUUUGGAACACAAAGGUUGCAAAAGUAUCUUGGAUGGUCAAAAAGAUACUCAAAGCAACAUGGUUGUUUGACCAAACUGGAUGUUCUGAGAAUAUGAUGGCUGGAAUGGAAUCCUACUCUAUCAAAUGGUUCUACAAAGCUCUGAGAGGGGACUAUCCUAAAGUGGUUUGGAGGAGAUUAUUAUGCAAUAACUCUGGACUCCCUAAAUGGCUAUUCAUACUGUAUCUUGCUUUGAAUAGGAGACUCCAGACAAAAGAUAGGAUUGCUUGUUGGGCAAACUUGGAUGAUCCUAUGUGA
Molecule: messenger RNA, 879 nt
Organism: Lycium barbarum (goji berry)
Lineage: Eukaryota; Viridiplantae; Streptophyta; Magnoliopsida; Solanales; Solanaceae
Exons: 2
Coding region: 1-879 (292 amino acids)
Source: RefSeq, a predicted model, not a curated record